AUGCAGAACCAAUCCAUCAUGGUGUCUGGUCAAUUCGAGUCCGCUCGGGUGCAUCCGCGCCGGCGGCCCGUCAUAAACACCUCGCUGGCCCCCGAGGGGGAGUCCAGUUCUUCUAAAAUGCAACUGAAGAAGGGCGAGACGUUCAAUACCCCGACCAGUCCGCCGUCGAGUGAUCGUGAUCCAGUGCUGAACAUUCGAUCUCUUCCUCGUCGCUCGCCAACUUCUCUUGACGCGAUUGCCGCUAGUGAGCAGCGUAUGGCGUCUAUUCUUGAGCGCUUGACCCUUGAUGAUCAGCCCGAGGACAAGUCGUCCUCCGUUGAUGCGCUCGAAGGUCUUCGUAGUGUGGACGAGGUCAAUGCCGAGUCCAAGUCUGCCGUAUCAACUCCCUCGAUGCCGUCGAGCGAGGAUGGAUAUGACCUGUUCCCUUUGGAUAAGAAGGAGCAACCGCAUCAACAACAACAACGCGACCAAGACCACGGCCACGAGUCCGAUAGUGGCCUUGGGUCCUCAGUCAGCAGCCGGGACUCGCUGGCUGACCCAACUGAGAAAGUGAAUCAUGAUCUUCACAUGAAGCAAUCCCCAUCUUCCAUCAAUUUCCUCCAAGGCACCAGCGCUCGCCGGCAAUUGUCGUAUGCUGCUUGCAAAAAGAUCGAGCGCUUUAUUCUCGUCCCCAUUCUCAAGGAACCGAAGCUUAAGCCGUUCCACCCUCUCGUCAGGAGUAUUCCGACUCGCAUCGUUAACAAGCAAAUUGUCUGCCUCCGAGAUCUCGAAAAAAUCCUCUUGUGGCUGGCUCCUAAUUUCUCGGCGUCUCGGUCUUCAUAUCUCGGCUUCAGCGAGUUUACCAUCCAGUGUCUUCACACUUCGGCUUCUCAUCUCAACGCCCGGGAUCAACGCCUUCCCGCUGAUCGCCCUUACACUAACGGUUACUUCCUCGACCUCGUCACCCAGGUUCGACGCUACGCCGCCAUGAUUCAGGCUAAUCGCCAGCGGGUCCAAGCGACCCAGGACGCUCAGGCUCAGUCCACCGACAAGGACGAGCAGUCCUCCCUUAUCUCUUCCGCCUCCCUCGAGGGUGGUCUCUCCAAGAAUGGCCGCUCUGUUGAGCUGGUUUUCGUACAAGAUGGUCAGCUCAUUUCCGCGGCCACCGGCCUGCCUUACAAGGGAGAUAUCCCUACUUCCAUCAAGCGCACCAUCGAUCUCAGUGAUGAGCAGCAGCCCGACGAAGGUGUUCAGCGUUCCAUGGCUCGCCGCAAGAAGAAUGCACCUCCCAUGGACAUCAACCAGAAGUGUGCCCACUGCGACAAGGUCUUCAAGCGUCCCUGCGACCUGACCAAGCAUGAGAAGACUCACUCGCGCCCCUGGAAGUGCACCGAAACCGACUGCAAGUACCACCAAAUUGGAUGGCCAACUGAGAAAGAGCGUGAUCGCCACAUGAACGACAAGCACUCCGACACUCCCACCAUCUUCAGCUGCACUUUCGAGCCCUGCACUUACAACUCCAAGCGUGAAAGCAACUGCAAACAGCACAUGGAGAAAGCUCAUGGCUGGAUUUACGUUCGCUCCAAGCACAGCUCUCGUGCAAUGGGUGCCAGAAGCAACCGUGGCACGUCCAUGCGGGCCAGCCCCGCCCAGGCCAGCUCUGCUCAGGCUACCCCUGCCGUUCCUGCCACUCCAAGUGUGUCUACUCCUGCUUCCGGCCCAACCGACUUCAGCACCCCCAGUGUGGGCCCGACUCCCUCUCCUUAUGAGGCUGCCAUUGAGUUCCCCGAGAACAUGGACUUCAACUUCUCUGACCCUCCCGUGCCCCUGGGCAAUGGUUUCCCAACCUUCAUCGAGACCUUCAAUACCGUCGGGGCCGCUGAUGCCGUCGAGACUGUCGAGACCGGUGUGGAGAACUACAUCGGCUACAAUAACUCGCCAUACCAUACCUCCUCGUCCGGAAGUGUCGCAAACGACGGUAGUUUCGAGAACUACGGGUUCAACCCCUCUCCCCAGCCCGUCACCUAUCCGGCUGGUAUGAGCAAUGACCAGGUCCUGAGCAAUGACCCGGUCUUCACCACCAUUGACUUCGACGGACUCGCAGGUCUCCAGGCUCAAUUUGCGGCCGCCGAUCCCGAGGGCCUCAUCCCUCACCUGGACGGCUUCAAUCCGUACCAGGUGCAGCAGCCCACUGACUCCAACAUGGAGGGGUUGCCGCUGGGUAUGAAGGAACUCACCGAGGAGGAGUUCAUGAUGGGCGUUCAGAACGUCGAGAACCAGUACGUUGGGGCUCCUGCCCACUUGUCCGGUCUGUCCCCCGGUGCACAGGGGAACAUCAUGUUGUUCUCCCCAGAACUCGGUAUGUCGGGAGGCAACAUCUCCCAGGACUUCCCUUUCGGCGUCGCCAUGGCGCAGCAACAUGGCACCGACUUCACCCUGUUCGGUGAACCCGUUCCCGCCCCCGGCCCUCAGCUGCAGGGCACUCAGCAGCCCUACGGCCAGGGCCAGUAUCUGCCCACGAACUAG
This is a messenger RNA of Penicillium cataractarum, 2505 nucleotides long. It is a transcript of the gene ace1, whose product is annotated as putative C2H2 transcription factor (Ace1). Bases 1 to 2505 code for a protein of 834 amino acids. Lineage: Eukaryota; Fungi; Ascomycota; Eurotiomycetes; Eurotiales; Aspergillaceae. The transcript is spliced from 4 exons. The record is from RefSeq and is a predicted model, not a curated record.